AUGAGACCUCAGUUGCAAUGCCUUCCUGCCAAGCAUCUGCAAUUUCAUAAUGUUGGAGCAUUCACUGUAACCUGGGGCAUUGUGGCUUUCUAUAAGUUUGCUGUGGCCAAACUAAGAAAGAAGGCAUAUGCAUAUUUCUACAGAAAUUAUGAUUCCAUGAAAGAUUUUGAGGAGAUGAAGAAGGCUGGUAUCUUUCAGAGUGCAAAGUAA
This is a messenger RNA of Neogale vison (American mink), 210 nucleotides long. RefSeq names its product cytochrome c oxidase subunit 6C-like. The transcript has a single exon. Bases 1 to 210 code for a protein of 69 amino acids. NCBI's taxonomy places the organism in Eukaryota, Metazoa, Chordata, Mammalia, Carnivora, Mustelidae. The record is from RefSeq and is a predicted model, not a curated record.